GUGAUUAUGGGGACACACGCUGCAAAAACUUGUAUCCACUGCACACACGCCUCUGUACGUCGAAAAGAGUCUCGCGUUGUUUUUCUCUCCUUCGUCCUCUUCGCGGGAGAGACGUUUUAUACACAUCGAUCUUCUCCAGCUUCUCUCUCACUCCUCUUCCUAUACAUCGGUGUACAUUCCUCUUCUUCUUUCGCUGUGCGCAUCUCCGCCUGAAAAUCCGAGGAAUUUAUUGCAGACGUUGCUAUCAAUCCAAUUUUCCCGAACACGUGCGCCGCGAUCCGCCGGGAAAAAACGAUUCAACGAUAACGAGCGCCAUAAUUUUCGGUAAACAGCCUACAAGCGCGCUGCAGUAGGAUAGACCGAGAAUCGUAAUUGAACACGAGCCGAGAGAGUCAGGGCGUAAAAAUGACCCCCGACGGCCUUUAAUGGCAUACAGAGAGAGAGAGAGAGCCUGACUGAGUGAGCUUAGACUCGUUUUAUUACCUCAAGGAUUUAUACGGUCGCCAUUCUUUAAUUAGAGAGAAAUUCGCCCUUUUUCCGACGAUAAUGCCUUAUACAACGAGAUAUUUUACGAGCGUGUCUCAAUCGCCUCGUAUAGCUACACCGCACUUAUGCACACUAUGUGAAAAACUAACCUAUAAAACAUACGUACUUACCAAAUACCAAUUAACGCGUCUAAUCGACCGUGCGCUACUUGCAUAGGCAAACAUGACCAGCCGGCUCCUCCUCGUGCUCGCGCUGCUGGCGGUUCACCUCGUCGACGGCGGGGCAGAUCCAAUUCCAGAGCCCUGCCACAAGGCCGAGUCUAGGGAGAGUCCAGUCUGGAAAUUGCUCUGCGAGCAGCUGCUGAAGAGCGUCGGAAGGAGCAAUGCAUCGGAAGCAGCCGCGGGUGACGGCAAGGCGCUGAAGGGCGGCGUAGAGGGCGUUGGGAGGCAGACUGAGCCCAAGAAGGCGGUGGUGAACGUGAAGCUUCUGGAGGACGUCUCGAGCCCGCAAGAGUCCAACAGCCUCAACUCGCGACAGCACAAGGCUUUCUUCGUCGACUACCCCGCGUCGCAGCGCGUUUAUCAGGACAAGAGCAGCAGUAGCGUCCGGAAGAAGCAGCAGAAAAAGCCACCGAGCAAGAGCAAGAAUAAGAAGCCGGAGAGCGAGAUCUUCUUCAUACGACUGCCUCCCACGCCGUACAGCUACGUGCCAGGCCUGGGCUACAUCUCGCAGCCGCCGUCCUUUUCCACGGCGUCGCUGGCGGGCUCGCUGACGAAGCCGCCACCGCCGCAGAGGAAUACCUUCAUUAAGCUGCCGAUCGAGUUCGUGAGCAACGGCAAGCCCACCGCUGUCUAUCGCUGGCCAUCGCCGGCACCUCCGUCCAAGCAAAAGCCGAGCAAGACUCAUCAUCAGAAGUACAGGCCGGACAGUCCGAUAAUUAAGCUGAACAGGGGCCCGUACAUUUUCGACGGUAGGCCCAAGAGCGUCUAUCUCAUGAAGAGGAAUCCCGCGACGAGGCCUAAUCGAUUCUGAGCUCUCUAUAGUACAUAUUAGGCUGUAAAUAAUCGUUGUGAUUUCUUUUGAUUUAUUCGACUCUACAUUUUUGUUUGUGUUUUUGUUGGUCAGGUCUUGAGAGAGAGAGAGAGAGAGAGAGAGAGAGAGAGAGAGAGAGAGAGAGAGAGAGCAUCAAAAUUAGGAUAAUCGUUGCGAGGUAUGCCGGGAGUGAGAGAGAGAGACAGUAUAAUAAAUUGACGCGCGAGUUCUUUUUCUCUCGGCGAUAAACCAAAAAUUUAAGAGAACGAGAGAGGGAAUCCGAUUACGAGGUGUAGCAGUGUAGCGAGAGAGAGAGAGAGAGAUCCUUUUUCCGAGGAUAAUCGCAGGCCGAUCUUCUCCCGCGGCGAUGUGACUAUAAGAGUCGCCGCGCUCAGUGAGAGAGAGAGUGCAAGAAAGAAGAAAAGGGGCAGCCAGAGAGAGAGAGAAGAGCUCUCGCAUUAUGGGAAUUGAAUGAUGCAAUUUAGAGCUGGAUUGUCUUGCGGUCGCGGAUAAAUCCUGCGUUUAUGCUUUAUUCCAGGGCUCGUAUACCGUAUACCGUCGCGCUUUGAUCCUCUCGCCGUGUAUAAUGUGUGCGUCGGAGAGAGAGAGAGAGAGAGAACUGAUGAUGACUGCGCAAUGGAUAUCAUUGAUUUGUUUGAGGAUCACAGACGCGGACGCCGACUCGGAUCGUAUAUGUCCGUGAGCUUUUUUAUCGCUUUUUCUCUUAUAGUAAUUCAAUUUUGUGAUUUAUCCUGCGUGCAUUUAUAUAAGUAAGUGUAAGUUUACGAAAAUCAAACGAAUAUGUGCUGUACGUUUAUACUGUAUAAGAUACGUAGGAUAUUUAUUGUAUAAGCCAGCGCUCGGCGUACACGUGCGUAGAUUUUAAACUAGAGACCUACGCGAGAUAUUUUUGUACUUUUUUUUAUACGACGACGAUGUACGAUCGCACUCAAGGCGCAUUAUAUACUUGUAAAUAGACGAGAGCAGAGCUUCACA
This is a messenger RNA of Nasonia vitripennis (jewel wasp), 2514 nucleotides long. RefSeq lists its product as uncharacterized. The record is from RefSeq and is a predicted model, not a curated record. The transcript has 3 exons. Bases 709 to 1518 code for a protein of 269 amino acids. Lineage: Eukaryota; Metazoa; Arthropoda; Insecta; Hymenoptera; Pteromalidae.